Messenger RNA from Cylicocyclus nassatus, 798 nucleotides. Lineage: Eukaryota; Metazoa; Nematoda; Chromadorea; Rhabditida; Strongylidae. The record is from the annotation of a GenBank genome assembly.
AUGGAUACAAAUAGGACGCUGCAAUCUUAUGAGCAAUUAAGCGUCAGCAGUGGGACACUUUUGGAGUCUCGCGCUAUACGACCAAAAUUAGACGAACAGCCAACUCGCUCUCAGUGGCAACCAAAUGAAAAUAUUCAGGGAACGCUUGAGGAAACUGAGGAAGAGCGACAGCGAAAGAGAGCUGAACAAAUGGUAUUUAAUAGGCGUUACGAACCUGAAGAUAAGCGUAAGAAGCGGUUAGCGGCUCAGGCCGAAAGAGCCAGUUUUGUCAAGGACAACCCUUCCAACGUUGUUGCGCGUGACGCUGCAUCUGUUGCUUCUAUUCAAGAAGCAGGACCAGAGGUUGGCCCGUUGCAGCGCUUGAGCGGGCAUGGUGCUUUUUCUGAUCAGAGUUUAAUGGUGAGCUUCAUAGCAUCAACAGCCCAGAGGCUCAGUACUUCCGCGGACGAAAGAUCUCAACACAUUGUAUCUCUUAGUGCACCUCAUUUGAAUGGUGAGAGCGCUUGCGAACCUCUGCCUUCCACGUCUGCCUACAUACCUCUAAAAGAUUUAACAGUUCAGCCUUCACAUGUUGAUUACGCACCACUCACUCCUGAUCCUGCUUUGAGAGCAAGUCUGAAUGGAGCAAGUGAGAACAACCUUGAUGCUUCGCGUCUUCAAAGCCUACCGCCUUAUGAAAAUGAAAACAUGGAUGAAUACGAAACUAUGGAACACCAGAGCGUCACCUCCGCUUCGCGGAGACAAAAUGCAAGUCCAACACAGCGGAAGGCGAUUGCUCCAUACUGUAGCAACCAUUAG